CACCCCCUCACUCAGAGGCGCAGCCAGCGUGUGAGAGAGAACCUGAGCAGUUAAUUAUAGCCGUCUCUCCUUUUAGCUGUAACUCAUCCCUCGUCUUGAUUUGAAUUUCUUCAGCGCCCAGACCCUCCCCGGGGAAUCACUGCUGUCUUUUUUGGCUGCACGCAGCGCAGGAUCUGGGAAAGGCCUCGCUAUUAGAAGGAAUGUGGUAGUGAUGUAGAAGCUGGGAGAGCUGUGGCCUGCAGAGUACCCGGCACUGCCUCUGUUGCUGCUGCUGCUGCUGAGGCUGAUGCUGCUGCUGUGACUGAGGUGCUCUCGCUGGAGCGAAACUGCUGAGGAUUUUCUAACGGGGGAUGCCCAGCUCUUACACUUCGUUUUAAGGAAUUUACUUCUUUCGGGACGGGGGGAAACACACACAUAGCCAGGGGUGGGAGAAGGGAAGGAGUCAACUGAUGCAACAAGAGGAUGAGAGUGCGAUCGCAGGGCAGCCUUAUACAAGUGGGAGUCUAUCCUUAAUGCUUUCUCUGAAUGGAAACACUACGGUCCUACAGUUCAAAAGCCAUUGUUCCAGUUCUUACACUGCUGAGAUCUAAUAAGAUCCAAACAGCUGUCGUCAAUUUGGAUAAAUGACUCUGAAUACCUGGCUGCACCUGUGCUGUUUAGCUUGAUUCCAAGUACACAGGUUUCUGAAGGGGCAUAUUAGGAAAGAAUUUGUGUGCCCCCCUCACACUCAUUACGGUACAAAAAAGCUGACCUAGACAACCUUUCCCAUUGUGGCAAGAAUGAACAGUCUUAAGGGGUGAUCAGAUGGUAUUCAGUAUUUGGAUCUAGUACUUCUGGUGAGAAGGCGUGUGUGUACCUCCACAGAAUCGCAUAGCUCCUAGUGUGACAUCAUCUUGAAUGGAAGAAGAAAGUAAUACAGUAUUGGAUCUGCCACCACUUACUAACACAAUGGGAAUCUCUCGAGAGAAAUGAAUGAGAUAUGUGACUUGGAUUAUAGCAUCUGAAGGACUAAGCUAUUCUGUUGGAGAAGAGUUCUAAAUGAGCCAAGCUGAGAUACUGGAUCUGUGUGAAGAGGACUAAGGAUAUAAUAGGAUGUCAACUGAGACAGAACUUCAAGUGGCUGUUAAAACCAGCACGAAAAAGGAAUCAAAAAAGAAAGGUCAAGACCGCAGUGAAGCCACUUUGAUAAAGAGGUUUAAAGGGGACGGUGUUCGGUAUAAAGCAAAACUUAUUGGAAUAGAUGAAGUUUCUGCUGCAAGAGGAGACAAGCUAUGCCAAGAUUCUAUGAUGAAGCUCAAGGGGAUUGCUGCUGGUGCACGAUCAAAAGGAGAACACAAACAAAAGGUCUUUUUAACAGUGUCCUUUGGAGGAAUCAAAAUCUUUGAUGAAAAAUCUGGUAUAAUGCAUCACCAUCACGCAGUCCAUGAAAUCUCGUACAUUGCAAAGGACAUUACUGAUCAUCGGGCGUUUGGAUAUGUGUGUGGGAAGGAGGGAAAUCAUAGAUUUGUGGCAAUAAAGACAGCGCAAGCUGCAGAGCCAGUCAUUUUGGAUUUGAGAGAUUUAUUUCAGCUUAUCUAUGAGCUGAAGCAGAGGGAAGAAAUUGAGAAAAAGGCACAAAAAGAUAAGCAAUGUGAACAAGCUGUAUAUCAGACAAUUUUGGAAGAAGAUGUAGAAGAUCCUGUUUACCAGUACAUAGUAUUUGAGGCUGGCCAUGAAUCCAUACGAGAUCCAGACAAUGAAGAAAGCAUUUAUCAGGUUCCUACCAGCCAUAAGAAAGAGGGGGUCUACGAUGUGCCAAAAAGUCAACCUAUAAGUAAUGGAGACUUAAUAAUUUUUGAUGAAAGUCCUUCUGAUGCCUUUGAGGCUGUUACCCAAUUAGCGCUUUUUGGAGAUAUGUCUACUCCUCCUGACGUAACGUCUCCUUCAACCCCAGCGACUCCAGGUGAUGCCUUUAUGACUUGUUCAUCUCAGCUACACCCAGCCCCUGUUCAUAUGUUUGGAACUCUCCCUUAUAAUCCUGUUGCUGUACCAUCAGGUUAUGUUGCGAUGGGAGCUGUCCAGUCAUCAUUCUGGGGACAACAACCAUUAGUUCAACCACAAAUGGUCCUCGGUGGCCAGCCUCAAGUUGCUCAGGUUAUGCAGGGAAACCAGACAAUAACUUGGGCCCAACCUGGCCUUUACCCAACUCAGCAACAGCCAUGGCCAACUUUACCUGGCCAGUUUCCACCCACUGCCUUCAUGCCAACACAAACUGUUUUGCCUUUUCAAGCAGCCAUGUAUCAAGGUACCAGUGCUCCUAUAGCUGCUGUGCAACCAACUAGUGACUCCAUGAGAUCAAGUCCAUUACGACCUGAACUCAAUUUAGGGAAAGAGAUGUUUAAAGAUUUUCAGAUGGUAAAUCCUCCUCCAGUGCCAUCAAGAAACCCAGACCAGCCUUCCCUCUCAUGUACCUCAGAGGCCUUCUCAAGUUAUUUUGACAAAGUUGGGUUGGCUCAGGAUACAGAUGAUUGCGAUGACUUUGACAUCUCACAAUUAAAUUUGACGCCUAUGACAUCCACAUCACCAUCUACCAAUUCACCGCCAACGCCAGCCCCGAGGCAGAGCUCUCCUUCAAAAUCCUCAGCGUCUCACACAAGCGAUCCCAUUCCUGAUGACAUCUUUGAAGAAGGCUUUGAAAGUCCCUGUAAAAGUGGAGAACAAGAUGCACCUGAUGCAUCUCAGGCCUCAUCCUGCACUGACCUAGGUGAGCCAAGUGGUGAUGCUAUAAGCCCACAGGUCGGUAGCUAGAUAGCACAGCUGGCGAAAAGAGUUGAAGAGCCACUCUAUGCCCAGAUCCAGAGACCGAAGAAAUAGCAUUAUAGCGUUUAUAGUGCUUGAAGAAGUGACUGAACACCCGGCUAGCUAUUGGCACUUACAGGAUCCUUUCAACUGACCAUAACAAUGGGUUUUACCAGUUUACGGAAAGAAAGAGUUUUGUGGCAAAGGCAGCGCAAAGGAUAGUCUCUCUCUCAGCACCAAUGUCCCAAAAGGCACUGACAUGGAAGAUGACUUUUGAUUUGUUCAUAUUAGCUAAUUUUGACCAUUUAACUUCUUUAUGGGAACAAUACAACCUGAAUAUUUUAUGACUACUUUACUUUGUCAUUUUUCUUUAUAAAGGUUUUUAUACUUAUAUAUAAAUAAUGCAAACCCCCAAUGUAGCAGCAGCAGUACCACAGAGGAUUAUGGAGGCUGAACGUUACACUGUUGUUCCUCAUGGAAGCUUUUUUAGCAGCACCUAAAGAAGAGGGUCACUGAAAGACAUAUUAUUUUAUUUCAUAUGACAACCAUGUUUAUGUGGGUUGGGAGGGGGAGGAAGGCUCAAAAUACAUUUUUUUUAUAAAACCGCUCCAUUGACCUUGGAACUAGAAGAAGAGAUAUAUAAACUUUUAUGGUCUACGUGGAAGCGGAAAGACGCCAAAUAUUCUAGACACUGAGAGAUUCAUAGAUACACAAACAGACUUUCAGACAAUAAAAUUGAGGAUGCUUCCUCAUCUGGUACCUUGCUGCUGAAAAGCUAUGCAGACUCCUAUGUGUGCCAUUUUUGAAGAUCGAAUAUUUGCCUAAAUAAAACUCUGGAACAAAUCCAAAUGGUGGAUAGAAAUGAAAUAGACUUUCUCUGGGGACAUUAGAGGCAUGACUUUUGCUAUAAGAGAAUCUGUGAUUAGAUUACCCAAUUCUGUCUCUUUUGUACAUUAGGGGAAAAAUUGGAUUUUUAUUUUAUAAUUGUAACAUUAAACUCUUCAAAUGGAAAAGGCUUUAAGUAAUUAACAUACAAUGACAGAUUUUGUAAAUAUGAGUAUUAAUGACAAAUGGUUUCAUAUUGCCAUUACACUGUAGCAAGAUAGCGAAUGUCAGUGAUUGGAAGGUGUGUCAUUUUCAGGUUUCAUAUCACAUGGUUUUUUUCAAGUGCAGAGUAAUUAGCUUGUCAGAAACUAAUAAACUGAAUGAGGAUCCUUGUA
Molecule: messenger RNA, 3998 nt
Organism: Xenopus tropicalis (tropical clawed frog)
Lineage: Eukaryota; Metazoa; Chordata; Amphibia; Anura; Pipidae
Gene: dab1
Product: Dab, reelin signal transducer, homolog 1
Exons: 20
Coding region: 1093-2787 (564 amino acids)
Cellular component (GO): cytoplasm
Source: RefSeq, a predicted model, not a curated record